Messenger RNA from Pantherophis guttatus, 8406 nucleotides. It is a transcript of the gene TMEM179, whose product is annotated as transmembrane protein 179. The record is from RefSeq and is a predicted model, not a curated record. NCBI's taxonomy places the organism in Eukaryota, Metazoa, Chordata, Lepidosauria, Squamata, Colubridae.
UUGCUUCUGGGCUGAAGGCGGUUGGGUCUGCGGCAGGCGGGCGAUCAUGGCGCUGAGCAAUUUCCUCUUCGCUCAGUGCAUCUGCUACUUCCUCGCCUUCCUUUUCAGCUUCAUCGUGGUGGUGCCGCUAUCGGAGAACAGCAACGACUUCCACGGCCGCUGCCUGCUCUUCACCGAGGGCAUGUGGCUCAACGCUAACCUGACGGCCGAGCGGCAGCGCUUCACCGUGCAGGAGUGGGGACCCGAAUCCGCCUGCCGGUUCAGCCUCUUCGCCGGCCUCCUCUCCCUUUUUCUCGCCGCAGUGCAGGCCUGGAGGACCCUCUUUUUCCUUUGCAAAGGCCACGAGGACUCUUUCUUUUAUGCUUUCCUGAAUCUUCUGAUUAGUGCCUUCGUGGUUUUUGUCAUCUUUAUUGCCAGCACUAUUGUGACUGUUGGGUUUAACAUGUGGUGUGAUGCUAUUACUGAAAAAGGAAGCAUGCCGAAUAGUUGUGAAGAAUUACAAGAUAUAGAUCUUGAGCUGAAUUUAGAAAACUCAUCAUUCUAUGACCAGUUUGCCAUCACACAGUUUGGCCUCUGGGCUGCCUGGCUGACUUGGUUAGGAAUUACAAUAUUGGCCUUUUUGAAGGUUUAUCAUAAUUAUCGGCAGGAGGACCUCUUGGAUAGCCUGAUUCAUGAGAAGGAAUUUUUGUUGGGACGAUCUUCAUCACGAACUUCUUUUCAGGAAGAGAAAAGUGGCAUAAUCUAAUAUCUAAUAAACCUCACUGCAUAGCAGGUUGUAGAUUGUAUAUUAUGGGCCUUAGCUGGAGGUAAAGAUAGAAAUUGAAUUGGCAUGCCUAGAAAACCUUUAAGGAGAAAAAUGGAACCUGGAAUUUAGCAUUCUGUUAAAUAGAUAUUGUCCAUAGAAUAUCCCUGUUCAAAUAUAACUAUAGCUCUCACAGUUACCUGAAUCACAAUUUAUGCUUCCUUUAAUUGUUCAGCGCUUUGUGAUUUUUCAACCAUGUGUGCAAGUUCUUUCUAUUGAAUAACCAGUGAUAUCAAAUCAAUUUCUCAGGAUUAAUUUAGGAAAACUAAUUCACACGGGCAAACAAUGAUAUGAUGCUGCAAGUAGAUAUGUCAUAUAUGCUUAAACUAAGUAUUGGACUGCCAUUUGUGUAGAUUUGUUUACUUACCUAAAGUUGCCAUUCCUGUGAGUUUUUUUUAGAUGUUUGAAGACAUAAUUUUGAUCCAUCUGCUUAGCUGAACUCCACUUUCUUUCAGAAAUGACGUUCUGCAUGAUAUGAACAAUCCACAUUGAUAUCUAAUCAUGUAUUUAUCCAAAUGAUGUGACUUUUCCUCUUAAAGUAGGGUGGAAAUGGAAGUCAAUGAUUGGGUAUCUAUUAAAUAUAAUGUUGAAAGGAGGGAUUUUAUGUUUCCAUGAUAUAGCUAAAAUCCAUGGAAUAGGUAAAAUCCAUGGGAAUUUACACACUCAUGUUAAGUAUAUACCUCAGUAGGAGUUGGCCAUAUGGCUUGGACAAAAUUAUUUGUGGCCACUGGUGCUCUCUCUCUCUCUCUCUCUCUCUCUCUCUCUCUCUCUCUCUCUCUCUCUCUCUCUCCCUCCCUCCCUCCCUCCCUCUCUCUCUCUCUCUCUCUCUCUCUCUCUCUCUCUCUCUCUCUCUCUCUUUCCAUAAUUUCAAUGAAUAAGCCUUAGAUGUUGUCUUUUGGCUUCUAUGACAAAAUCUUAAUUAAGAAAAACAAGAUAAAUGAACACUUAUUUUUUUAACACAGCUAUGUGCCAAACCGUAUAUAUCUGAUGCAUGUGGAGCGGGUGGGGGGAGCUUCUGCUGAUGUAGUCUGAAACCAUAUGUAUGAUUUAGCUUCCAUCAAUUGACACCACAAUUAUGAGAACAAUAGCAAUUGUGGUUCAGUAUUGAAAAUAUGGCACUUAAUGAUUUUAGCCCAUUAAGUAUAGCACUUAAUGAUAUUAAUAUUUCAAUUGUGCAUUGGAACACUGAAACUAUUCAAGCAUACUAUUAGCUGCUUAUCAUGUGACUCAAAAGUUCUAGUCUUCUACAGAUAAUAUUAUCUUGAUUAUUUAAGGUUAAACUGAAACAAUAUUAUCUUGGUUAUUUAAGGUUAAACCGAAAAUAUUUCAGAAUCGGCAUCUAAAAAUGUGAUGUCGCAGAUUUGCCAGUUAAUUUGUUACACUUAUUUGUUACACUUAUUUAUUAUUUAACGCAACAUUUCCAAUGCUUCUGAAUAUGCAGCAGCAAUGGUCUGUGUGAAGUUGCAGAUUUGAAUUUUGCCUUUUUUUAGUUUCAAGUUUCAUUUUGAAGAGUUGACAAACAAUGUCCUGCUGGUACAUGUUCUUAUAUUAUUAUAAUGAGGUAGACGACUUGCUGUAAGGAAUAAUCCUAGUAUACUCUCCAGAUCUCCUCAAGGAAUUGCAGACUGCACUCUUGCUUAGCUUCAACUUUGAGGUUGGCACGGGAAAGAUAUUAUUAUUGCUUAGUAAAAUAUAGUGACAAUAUAUAUAGUGAUAGUUGACAACAUCUCUUGUAAGCAAUUAAUAUAUCUUGCUUGCUUCUUCAUAUAUGGAACUAGCAUUUAUGCUAUAAAUUGUUAAUUAUAUAUUCCACUGUACUAGUGUUCAUUUUUGAUGUUGCUAUCUUAAAUCUGUGCGUGUAAUAUACAGUAUUGAGUGCAACUACCCAGAUCUAUAAAAUAAGCAUCUAAAUUAUUGGGCAGUUGCUUCCUGGUUGAAUUAGAAGAAUUUCUUUUAAUUAAACUACUGUGGUAGCAAUCCAGGGCAUAUCUUUUUCAACACCAUUUUCAAAACCUGUACAGGCAUAAUACUCUUCCAUGGUUAGUGUUAUAUUUUGCAGUAUAAACCCUGACCAAGUCAUCUUUCUAAUAUAACUUGAAAAAUAAAUUGUGCCCUUGAAAGGGAUCCUAUGGAAUUUACAUAGAAUUUACAUGGAAUUUAAAAGCAGAGGCAAGAAAAUUAUACUAUAGCUUGAAGUGAAUUAUAAUUUUACAUAAAAGUUGGUGCAAUGUUCCCAUGUUCCAAGAGGCAAAACAAUUUAGUCUGCAUUAUCGAUGGAUAGUUACAGCUAUUUUUUGACAAAUAAGAAUCAAUUUGUGGAGUAAUUCAUCAGCUUAUUCUGGUAUCUCUUUGAAGUUACUUAUUUGAUAAUCUGAAUGUCAGUCCCAAAGGUAUUUUUAUUUUAAAAAACAAAACAUUUUCAAUGGGGCUCUCUUCCAAGGAAUUAUAAGUAGGGAUUUUAACUACUUAGUUCCAAAGCUUUAAUGAGAGUAAUAAUACAAUAAACCUGCUUUUUUCCUACACCUUUAAUAAAUGUAGUCUUACACAGUGAUGCUUUUAUUAUUUAUUUCAAGAUGAAAUCAAAACCCUCUCAUAAUGCAGGAAUUUAUCUUGUUCUUGGCUUCUUAAAGCUUUAGAGUUUACUCCAACAAAUUGAAGACUUUUAAUGAUGAAUUAAUAUAUUUGUUGCUUUUGUGUAACAUAGGAUCAUUUCACAUAGGUAGAGAUAGUGCUGGCUGACAAUUGUGGACCCAUCACAUCAGGAUAUUAGUCAUUGGAGAAGACAUGCGUUAUCAAUCUUCUUAAUAGAAAUGAUUGCCAAGAGAAAUACAGACUUGAGUGGUGGGAUAAUUUGUUUGAUCUUCAUGAGAAUGGGCAUAUGUCUCUGGAGACACUUGUUCUUGGUCAUUUUUGCAGUAUUGCAGCUACAUUGGAUUGAGAUGCUUCCCUUUUUUAUAAUGUUGCGGGGGUGACAUUUCUUAAAAAAUGAAAUUGUUUUCUGAAUCAAUCAUUGAUGUUAAUUUUAUAUUAUAUUAUAUUAUAUUAUUAUUAUUAUUUUUGUUUUACUGCACUUUGCUAUUCAAAUUCCAUUUUGACUCUGAGGGCUUACAAUCUUACCGCAUAGUAGAAGGUUGGAUUCUUGUCCUUACAUUAUAGUUGUUUUCCAAAUGUCUUUUGAAAAAAAUAGAUUGGAUGCUGCUCCGUGAAUACAUUUUCUGAGAAGUAUCUUGUGAAUAAUCUUAUAUUAUUUAAUUUGAGAAUUUAAAACAAUGCCAGUGAUCUCCAUAUGAAACAGUACAGUCAGUUAUAAUGGAACAAUGCAUGUGGUCAACCACACCUUCAUAGCUAUCCUAAAAAUGUUUUGGUUAGCUAAGGAUGGAUUUUUGAAACAGAAACCACUCAUUAAUACAGAAAAAUUAGAUCUGAGCACCAAUCAUUAAUCACUGAAAUUGCCAAACUAAUAUUCUACUGCCUUGUCAGAAUUUGACAUUAUUCCAAAUUUUAACACCCAUCUAGGUAUAAGGUUAGGACAGAAUAAAAAAAUAUAACCAAACGCUGCAUAAGCGGAACUUUUCAUCUCAUCGAUUUGUGUCCUCAAAUUUGAAUUCUGAGCUUCUAAACACAUUAAAAUGUACCAGGUCAACAGAUGAAAUUCAAAAUAAAAUAAAAUGAAAUUGAAAAUAUAUCUUUUGCAUUUGUUUUGUACUUUAUGAAAGUGCAUAUACGUCUGGCUGAUUUCCAUUGUGUUUUGGAGUCUGUUUAUUCAGGCAUGAAUAGCAUGCAAAUAUUAGAAUAAUUUGAAAUUUUAACAAUACUGAUGAUGUUUAUUUCUUUUAGAACUGUUUUUUUUUUUUACAUGCAGCCAAUUCUAUAUUGCAAUGCUUCAUGAAUAUCAAGCAAAGCUGAAAUUUAAAGAUCCAUUACUUUUCUCAUGUGAAUGGCUGACCUAUUUAUGUUGGCUUUUGGGGGGGGGGUGGAUUUAGGUGGCCUAGACAGCAUUGUACUGUAGUGUUGUAUACUCUUCUUGUUGUUGUUUAAUGAAUGUGUUUUAUAUCAACUGCUUUUGCUUCCCUUUGGAGAGCAUACUGAGCUUCUGAUACAGUGCCAUGCAUAAAUAAAUGGUCGUAAAAUUUAGUGUAUUUUGGCAUGUUAUUUCAGAAGAAUUGAAUAAGCAUGUUUAUAAAUCAAAUUAUAUUUUUCUCAAGAUAGAUUUUCUUCUCAUCUUUAGAAGGAAUCAUAAUUGGAUUGUAUUUAUCAAUUUUUAAGGCUGCUGCUGAGUUUGAUAUCUACCACUCUUUGAAUAUACUUCUUUUCCAAGCUGUGGUGCAAAAUAACACAACAACAAUAUCUAUCCCACCUAAUUGGCUGUUGUGUUACAUUUCUAGUUUUUUACUUUGGAACUAAAAUACUUCCUUUAAUAUUUCUCCAUUUCUGGUUUGAUUUCUAGAUCACCAAAAUUAUAUUAUUUUAUGUGAUAUGGAAGGAGUGAAUAUGUAUGUUAUAAGAUUUUAAAUUAUAACAUUUUAAAUCAUGUUUGAUGCUUAGCCUCCCCCUUGUUCCUUUAUUUUGGAGUAGUAUCACAGUGUUCAUCAAAGAUCUUUUAAUGAAGAUAAGGACAAUUCAUGAUCAGAAUCAACGUGAUAACAGUCCAGUUUGACUGUAUGAAAAAUAACAUUAAUUAAAAUGAACUUAGCACUGCUGGAUUCAUUGCUUAAAUGUAAUCAAGAAGCAUCUGUCAAAAUAAAAAUGCUGCUAGCCUAUAUAACAAAUUAAAUUGAUUUUAAUUAUUAUGUUUAUGAAAAUAGUGUCUUUUACACAUGCAGGCACAUUGUGUCUAUACAUAAACAAAGAAAGUGUCUUAGAAUCAAUGCUUUUCCUUGAAUUUUUUUUGUUUUACCCUAUUCUAUAGGAGCUUUCAGAAGGAAAAUUAGCCAAGACAAAAACAACUAAAGAGGAUACAAAAUGAAAUAGCCUAACUAGUGGGCCCCCUUUCCUUUUUAAUGGCUUCAAACUCUUCCAAUUUCAUUCAUUCAGAAAGAUGUGACAAACAGGAUCAACCAUUCCAGGGCUAUUUUCAGAGAUUUUAGGAGCUUUUUACUAUCCCUAUAAUAAAAUCACCACCACCAUCAUUGGGGGAUUGAGAGAAAAGUAGAUAAAGAUAAAACUUGGCAAUGGUUUACAACUGGAACAUUAAAAAGCUAAUUAGCAUUAAAAUUUAAUUAACAUUAAAAAAUUAAAAAGUGAAUACUGAGAUAAUAUAAUAAAAACACGAACAGAAUACUGGCAGGAAAAAUCAUUACAUGAUCAACAUCUGCAACAGAUCGAGGGGAAAGUGGAUAAAGAUAAAACCUGGCAAUUGUUUACAACUGGAACAUUAGAAAAGAAACUGAAGGCUUGUUUGCAUUAGUUUUUGAAGCGCAAGCCAUUCAAACUAAGGCAAUCAGGCCAGAAUUGAAAAAAUAAUGAUUCAAAGUGCAGAUUCUGCAAAGAAGCACAAAAAGAAGAUCCCACCAACUGAUCAUAAAUAAUAACAUAAAUGAGUUGCCAAAAUGAUUCACUGGAGCAUCUUUAAAAAUUGUCAUGAACCAGUAAUGUAAAAUUGGUGGAAACAUAUAGUUGAAAAAGUAGUAAAAAAAAAAUAAGCACGUGAAAAUAUUGUGGAAUUUUUGAAUAUAGACCGAUAAAGUUUUGGCUCAAAGCAUAACAGAUAUAACUGUUGUUGAAAAGAAGAAAGUGCAGAAAAUUGAUUUGGCAACCUCAUGAGAUAGAAUAGAGGACAAAGAAUUGGAGAUUACAUAGUUUUAGGAUCUGAAAAUUGAAAUUGAAAGAUUAUGGCAUAAACUGGCCAUGGCGAUCCUAAUGAUUAUUGGCACUCUGGGUGUCAUACCCCCCAAAAAAUCUUGGAUGGCACUUAGAAAAUCUGAAUAUUGACAAAAUUUCUACUUGUCAUUUGCAAAAGGCCAUAUUGCUUGGAUCCCACAUGUACCGCAAAGUAGUAUAUGGCUAGUACUGUACGUAAGAAAACUAGCAGGAAAAACAACAAGAUCUGGCAAUGGCUAAGACCAGGAUGGUUGAAGAAAGAGAUAGAGGAGUGAAUCCUGGCUGCAUAAGACCAAGCCUAAAGAACAAAUGCAUACAAAGUCAGAAUUGAAUAGACGGCACAGAUAGCAAGUGCUUUCUGCAAAGAAGCUGAAGAAACAGGGCAGCUGCUGCAAAGAAAUCUCACAGACAAACAAUAAGAUGAGAAAGUAGCAACAGUGGUGCUUUGGUGUAUCUACAAGAAAUACCAUUUGCCCAGAAUCAAGAAAUAGUCAAAGUAAUAGAAAAUGAAAAAAAGUUGUUGGACUUUAGAAUUCAAACAUCUGCCAUGCAACAUAAUCAAGAUGAUUAGGGGACUGGAGGCUAAAACAUACGAUGAAGAAGUUUCAGGAACUGGGCAUGGCUAGUCUAGUGAAGAGAAGGACCAGGGGAGACAUGAUAGCCAUGUUCCAAUACUUAAGGGGCUACCAUAGAGAGGAGGGGGGCAACCUGUUUUCCAAAGCAUCUGAAAGCCAGACAAGGAAUAACAGAUGGAAACUGAACAAGGAGAGAUUAACCUGGAAAUGAGAAAUUUUCUGACAGUGAGAACAAUCAACCAAUGGAACAGCUUGCCUUCGGACGUUGUGGGAGCUUCAUCACUGGAGGCUUUCAAUAUACUAUAGAAUUAGAUAAUUGGCAAAAAUUAUGGGAAAGAAAUUACAAGUUAAUGAUGUCAGCAGCAUACAAAGAAAACAUGUACAAAAUGUUUUAUAGGUGGCACUUGCCACCAGCAAGAGUGGCAAAAAUGUUCCCAAGUAUGUCACAAGAGUGUUGGAAAUGUAAACAGGUACCAGGAUCCUACUAUCAUAUGUGGUGGACCUGUCCAACGGCAAAAAAAUAUUGGUAAAAGAUAAAAAGGUAGUUAGAAGAGAUGACAGCACAACAAAUAGAUCUAAAACCAGAACUCUACUUAUUAGGUAUACUACCGGGGAAAUACAAUAAAAGAAUCACAUACUUAAUGUUACAUGUAAUAACAGCAGCUAGAACCACAUAUCCACAAAAUUGGAAAAACGAAAGCAUACCUAUAGACAAAAAGGUAAUAAAAUAUUAGAAUGCGCCAAAUUGGUCAGGUUAACGAUGGAACUUAAGAUAAAGAGGAAUCAGAGUAUUACUUAACAUGGGAUUUAUUGUACAAAUGGUUAGAUAACAGGUGCAGAGUUUAGUAACUUAAUAACGAAAGAAGAUUAACAAAAUAGAAAUAAAUACAGUAGAUAUAUAUAAGAAUACAUAUUGUAAGCAAUAGUACUAUUUGAUGUACGUGACUAUAGAUUAAAAUGUAUAGAGUGGCAAAUGUAUAGUGUUAUAGUACAAUUAUGAAAAUAAUGGUUAUAACUAUGACAUACAUUAUGUAUUUAAAAGAGAAUAUACUGUAUGACUACAAGAAUAAUGGUUAUAAUCAGGGUGUAUAAUACUAUGUAUACUUAAAAAGGAUUUGAUACAGCCAGUACACUGUCGUUGCAAAACUGGAAAUGUGAUGUAUUAUAAAGAAAAAUGUAUAAUAAAAAUAUUUUUUUAAAAAUGCCAAA